This is a messenger RNA of Fusarium pseudograminearum CS3096, 1803 nucleotides long. RefSeq lists its product as uncharacterized. Bases 1 to 1803 code for a protein of 600 amino acids. Gene Ontology annotation, molecular function: dihydroxy-acid dehydratase activity. The record is from RefSeq and is a predicted model, not a curated record. NCBI's taxonomy places the organism in Eukaryota, Fungi, Ascomycota, Sordariomycetes, Hypocreales, Nectriaceae. Gene Ontology annotation, biological process: branched-chain amino acid biosynthetic process. Gene Ontology annotation, cellular component: mitochondrion. The transcript has 5 exons.
AUGGCGGAUCAAGUCACCCACGAUCCCAAGCAGUCAAGCGACUACAUUCCCUUCCCUUGCCUUCCUCCCGGCGGAGCUCUCAACCGUUGGUCCACAAAGAUCACCCGCGAGCAUGACUAUCCCGGAGCUCAGGCCAUGCUCUACGGAGCUGGUGUCAAGGACCAGCACACAAUGAAGAACGCGCCCCAGGUCGGUGUUGCUACCGUCUGGUGGCAAGGAAACCCUUGCAAUACCCAUCUCCUCGAUCUUGGUCAGAUCGUCAAGAACUCCAUCGAGAAGGAGGGCAUGAUCGGCUGGCAAUUCAACACCGUUGGUGUAUCCGACGCCAUCACCAUGGGCGGCGAGGGCAUGCGCUUCUCUCUUCAAACUCGAGAAAUCAUUGCUGAUUCUAUCGAGUCCGUCACCUGUGCCCAGCACCAUGACGCCAACAUCUCCAUUCCCGGCUGUGACAAGAACAUGCCCGGUACAGUCAUGGCCGCCGCUCGUCACAACCGCCCCUUCAUCAUGAUCUACGGCGGCACCAUCCGCAAGGGUCACUCUAACCUCCUCGAGAAGCCCAUCAACAUCAGCACCUGCUACGAGGCCUCAGGCGCGUUCAACUACGGCCGUCUCCACGCCAAGACGAACCCUGGUGAACCUGGUCGCGAGAGCUCCGAUGUCAUGGACGAUAUCGAGAAGCACGCUUGUCCCGGCGCCGGAGCUUGUGGUGGUAUGUACACAGCCAACACCAUGGCUACCGCUAUCGAGGCCAUGGGUCUUACUCUGCCUGGUUCAUCAUCGUACCCUGCCGAGUCUCCCGAGAAGCGUCGUGAGUGUGAGCGUGCUGCCCAGGUCAUCCGAACUACCAUGGAGAAGGACCUUCGUCCUCGUGAUAUCAUGACCCGUGCUUCUUUCGAGAACGCUCUCGUCCUGACCAUGAUUCUCGGUGGUUCAACAAACGGUGUUCUUCACUUCCUCGCCAUGGCCAACACCGCCGAUGUUCCCCUGACCAUUGACGACAUCCAGCGCGCCAGUGACCGCACCCCUUUCCUCGCUGAUCUCGCCCCCAGUGGAAAGUACUACAUGGAGGAUCUCUACAAGGUCGGCGGUACACCCUCCGUCAUCAAGAUGCUCGUCGCCCGCGGUCUUCUCGACGGUAGCAUCAUGACCAUUACUGGCAAGACCCUUGCCGAGAACGUCGCGGACUGGCCCAGUCUGGACCCCGGUCAGGACAUCAUCCGUCCUCUCGAGAACCCCAUCAAGGACUCUGGCCACAUCCGCAUCCUAAAGGGUAACUUUGCCCCCGGCGGUGCCGUCGCCAAGAUCACUGGAAAGGAGGGUCUGUCAUUCACCGGCAAGGCUCGCGUCUUCAACACCGAGAAGGAGCUCAACAGUGCCCUGAACCGAAGCGAGAUCAAGCAGUCCGACGGCAACCUCGUCGUCAUCGUCCGAUAUGAGGGUCCCAAGGGUGGACCUGGUAUGCCCGAGCAGCUCAAGGCCUCUGCAGCCAUCAUGGGUGCUGGUCUUUCCAACCUGGCGCUUGUCACCGACGGACGAUACAGUGGUGCUUCUCACGGUUUCAUCGUGGGCCACGUUGUGCCUGAGGCUAUGGUCGGAGGUCCCAUUGCUUUGGUCAAAGAUGGAGACGAGAUCACAAUCGAUGCGAUCAACAACCGAAUCGAUGUCGAUAUCACUGACGAGGAGAUGGAGAAGCGAAGGAGUGAGUGGAAGCCUCCUGCGCCUCGUGUCACGAGGGGUGUGUUGGCCAAGUAUGCCCGCUUGGUCGGUGAUGCUUCCCACGGUGCUGUAACAGAUCAGUGGUAG